UUUCCGGGUGAAGGUGGCAGCGUGCAGUUCAUCACAUCUGAGGGUAGUUAAUGUGGUAACAAGCCUCAGUUAUGCCCCUCGUAGUGGUGUGCGGUUACCCCUGUAGUGGUAAAACACGGAGGGCAGAAGAGCUGAAGGGGUACUUUGAAGAGAGCUCAGAGCGAAAGGUUCAUAUUGUUGGAGACAAAGCUCUGGACGUGGACAAGAACAGUGUUUACGCAGAUUCCCAAAAAGAAAAGAAUGUCAGAGCGUCUCUGAAAGCUGAAGUAGAGAGGAAGGUCAACAAGGACGACAUCGUUAUUUUGGACUCAUUAAAUUACAUAAAAGGCUACCGCUAUGAACUGUUCUGUCUCAUCAAACACACACAAACGCCACACUGCCUGGUGUACUGUUUGACAUCAGGAGAGCAGAGCUCAUUGUGGAACAGCAGCAGAGAAGCUGCUGAGCAAUACAACCAGGACAUCUUUGAUGCAUUAGUUCAGAGAUUUGAAGCUCCAGACUCCAGGAACAGAUGGGACAGUCCUCUCUUCACGAUCCUGAAAGACGACACACUUCCAUUUGAGGCCAUUUCUGAUGCACUUUUCAAAAGAAAAGCACCCCCACCGAACCAAUCCACUCAGAGUCAACCGUUGUCAUCUGCAAACUUCUUGUACGAGUUGGACAAGAUCACACAGGAUGUCUUAAUGGCAAUUUUUAACGCACAGAAGACAAGUGUUCCAGGAGAUCUUAUCCAGGUUCCAGGAGCUACAGAGAAGGUGGAGCUCACCAGGAGCAUCAACAUGGCAGAGCUGCGGAAACUACGGCGCCAGUUCAUCAGCUACACCAAGAUGCACCCGACGGAGAACACGGGACAGAUUGCCAACAUGUUUGUUCAGUAUUUAAAUAAGAGUCUUCACUGAGAUUUUAUAGCAUUGGUUUCUGUUUUUAUUUUCUGUGACAAAUAAAUAUAUUUAAAUAUA
Molecule: messenger RNA, 959 nt
Organism: Stegastes partitus (bicolor damselfish)
Lineage: Eukaryota; Metazoa; Chordata; Actinopteri; Pomacentridae
Gene: kti12
Product: KTI12 chromatin associated homolog
Exons: 9
Coding region: 72-899 (275 amino acids)
Source: RefSeq, a predicted model, not a curated record